GGAGGAGGGCAGGAGCGGGGAGGGGAUGAGAGAGGAGGUGACUCCGGCAGUUCGUCUCCACCGGAGGAUCAUGGCGGAUGGUCAUGGCCCCAGGUGUAAGCGCAGGAAGCAGGCCAACCCGCGGAGGAACCACGUCAUCAGCUACAACAAUGCGGCGGAGGCGGGCACAGACUCUGACGAUGAGGACAAGCUGCACAUCGUGGAGGAGGAGGGCAGCCUGGCGGACUGCGACAGCACCCUGCCAGACCAGGACCACCCCAGGGGGCUCUGGGACCCAGUGAAAGAAGAGUGCGUGUCGGACGGCGAGGACGACGCCAGCACCGACGCCUUGGUGGAGGAGAUGCUCCAGCAGGGCGACACGGCCGUCAUUUACCCAGAAGCCCCGGAGGACGAGCUGCAGGGUCACGGCACUCCCGACGCCAGCACUCCCGACGAGAACGGGACCCCGGACUCCUUCUCGCAGCUGCUCACCUGCCCGUACUGCGCGCGCGGCUACAAGCGCUUCAGCUCGCUGAAGGAGCACAUCAAGUAUCGUCACGAGAAGACGGAGGAGUGCUUCAGCUGCCCCGAGUGCAGCUACACCUUUGCACACCGCGCUCAGCUGGAGAGACACAUGGCGGCCCACAAGUCAGGGCGGGACCAGAGACUCGUCACGCAGUCGGGAGGCAACCGCAAAUUCAAGUGCACCGAGUGCGGCAAGGCCUUUAAAUACAAGCACCACCUGAAGGAGCACCUGCGCAUUCACAGUGGAGAGAAACCCUACGAGUGCUCCAACUGCAAGAAGCGCUUCUCCCACUCGGGCUCGUACAGCUCGCACAUCAGCAGCAAGAAAUGCAUCAGUCUCAUCUCGGUUAACAGCCGGCAACGUCUGAGCAGCAGCAAGACCCAGGCCCAGGGCCCGGCCGCCAUCCUUCCCACUUCGCCGGCCGCCCUCCGCGCCCAAAUUCGCGAGAAGCUGGAGCACAGCAAGCCCCUCCAGGAGCAGCUGCCCCUCAACCAGAUCAAGAGCGAGCCGCUGGACUACGAAUACAAACCGACCCUGGUCGGGAUGAAUGCCGGGAUGUACAACGGUGGGGCUGCGACUCCUCUGCAGGGCACCGUGCAGGCCGUGGUCCUCCCCACCGUGGGGCUGAUGUCGCCCAUCAGCAUCAACAUAGCCGACCUGCAGAACGCCCUCAAAGUGGCCGUGGACGGCAACGUGAUUCGCCAGGUCCUGGAAAGCAGCGGCAAAGGCCAGGGUCAUGCCAACUUGGGGUUAACCACUGGAAGCAUCCACCCGUCCCAGCAGCAGCUCAUCUCAGCCAUCAGCUUGCCCAUUGUGGGUCAGGACGGAAAUGCAAAAAUCAUCAUCAACUACAACCUGGACCCCAACCAGGGACAGAUCAUGGCGCAGAACAUUAAGAAGGAGUCAGAGCCAUUCUCAACCGCUCAGCCAACCACUGAGUCGUUGAAGUUUCAGAAACUCCCUGAGGAUCUGACCAUCAGGGGCGCGAGGGUAACUGAGAUGAAAGAAGAGGAUCAAACCACUAAGACUUGUCUCCUGUGUGAGAACUGUCCCGCCGGGCUGGAACCCCUGCAUGCCCUCAAACACUGCAAGAAAGACGCUCUCAGGCUGAACGGAGAGGCUGCCGUUACUGCGCUACUGUCACAGGGGGGCUUUUGCAACCAGCCCAAGAACAUCCUGUCCCUGCUGAAGGCCUACUUUGCCUUAAACAGAGAGCCCACCAAGGACGAGAUGGACAAAAUCUCGGACUCUGUCAACCUCCCAAUCCAUGUGGUCAAAAGGUGGUUUGACAAAAUGCAGCAGGGUCAAAUAUCACUCGGUGCCCCGACGCCUCCUUCAGAGGAAGACGAUGCCUAUGAUUCCAGCAGUGUGGUAUCUCUGGUCCAGGGGAAAGGUGUGGCCUCCAUGAGUCCUUCUGAGCCUCACGACAGUCCGACAGAAGCAACCCCGGCUGAGCUAAACGGCGCCCACAGCUCUCCAGUCUCUCCCUCACCACUAACCCUGAGAGACGACGUUCUCCUUAAAGACCAGGCCCCUCAGAGCACUGAUGCACCCCUAGACCUGUCGCUGCCAAAGCCCGACAAAGAGGAAACGGAGACUGUUCAAACCUGCAAUCACCUCUCACUUUCCUCUGUACGCACCAUUCAGGAGGAACCUCUGAACUUAACUUGCACAAAGAAAGACGCCUCGCCACUCUCACCCUUGGGCUCCGGCCCCGUCGCACUGUACACCAGCCCGCCAAGUGCCAACCCCCUCAAUAUUGUAACCACUCAACUUCCCACGCUGGUGGCUAUUGCCGACCAGAGCCGUAUGCAAUGUCUAAGGGCCCUGACCACCACCAACAAACAGACUAUCCUCAUCCCUCAGCUGGCUUACACCUAUACCACUACCGCUACCAGUCCUGCUGGGACCCUGACAGAAAAGACCAUCCACCUCAACGGGAUCAAGGAGGAGAAGCAGGACACCAGCUCGGAGGGCAUGGAGGACUCGGACUCGGGUCCUCUGAGGAAGAAGAUGAAGAAGACGGAGAGCGGCAUGUACGCCUGUGACCUGUGUGACAAGAUCUUCCAGAAGAGCAGCUCGCUGCUCAGACACAAAUACGAGCACACAGGCAAGCGGCCGCACGAGUGCAGCAUCUGCAGCAAGGCGUUCAAACACAAACACCACCUGAUCGAACACAUGCGCCUCCACUCGGGGGAGAAACCCUACCAGUGCGACAAGUGCGGCAAGCGCUUCUCCCACUCGGGCUCCUACUCGCAGCACAUGAACCACCGCUACUCCUACUGCAAGAGGGAGUCCCCGGGCCAGGAGGAGGACACCCUGGGCGGGGCCCGGGACCCCGGCCUGGUCCCCUUCCAGGUGGACUCGGACGAGCGGGGGAGCAGCGCCAGGGAGGACGAGGAGAGCGAGGAGUUCGAGGAGGAGGAGGAGGAGGAGGAGGAGGAAGGUGCGGUCGGCAUGAACGACAUCCAGGUGGUGCAGGUGGAGGAGGAGGAGGCAGGAAGUAAGAGGGCAGGUGCAGAGGAAGGGGACUGAGAGAGAACUACUGUGUAGAAACCCAGGUGUGCCUGAAAAUUACUUUUCUCAACAUUUGUACAAAUAAUGAAGGAAGACUUUUUAUCAGUGUUACUAAUUCCACGCCUGGGAGAUGUUUUUAUGGCCAAAGUCAGUAUUUGGUGGCAGGAUGAAGUCUACCAGCUUCCAUGCAGCUUUUCUACCCUCCAGUAUUAAUAGUCCUGUGCGGCGCCGGCCUUAGGGACAACUUAGAGACAACUCUUUGACGCUUUUACACACCUUUGACAUUUUAGGACCCACGCUCAUUCCCACAUAUUUCUACUUCACCACAUAGUAUUCGAAGUACUCUCCAGUCGGAAAGAGGAAGAGACCAUACAGUGUUAGCUGCAGGAUUCUCACAGGAAUGAGGCCAAAGUACCUACUGUAUUAGGACCACACUUGUUUUCUUGCUACUUUGGAGAAGUUCUCGGUGAUAUUUUUCUAUGUUGUGAAAGUGUGAGGUACACAACAACACUGCCUGGAGUCUCGUCACCCAAACAGUGAUCUAUGUUUCAAUGACAGAACCAGGAGUCAUGGUUUCAGAGUACAGUACAGUCGUCCCUCGUUUAUCACGGCUAAUAAUCCUACUUUCCACAAAGUAUGAAUGAAUCAAAUAUUAUAUUGUUUAUUUUGCCCAUGUAAGACUUAUUAUUAUCGCACCAAAUAUUAUAUAUUUUUGAAGGUGACCGUGGUAAACAAGUUUGGACAAAGAUGAAUUAUUAUUUAUGAAUCAAAUAUUAGACGUUUUUGAGGUUGUAAACACAUUUUGACAAAAUACUUUAUUAUUUAUAAAUGAAAUAUUUGACAUUUUUUAAGGUGAGCGUGGUAAUAAACACAUUCCAACAAAGUAGAAUUAUUGUUAAUAAAUAUAUAUAUUUUUAAAGCUGACCAUGGUAAACAAGUUUCGACAAAGUAGAAUUAUUAUUAAUGAAUGAAAUAUUAAGACAUUUUUGAAGGUGACCGUGGUAAAGAAAAAUUUGGCAAAGUAGAUUAUUAUUAACAAAUACAUACAUUUGAAGGUGACCGUGGUAAACACAUUUCGACAAAGUAGAAU
Messenger RNA from Nerophis lumbriciformis (worm pipefish), 4112 nucleotides. RefSeq names its product zinc finger E-box binding homeobox 1b (gene zeb1b). Gene Ontology annotation, molecular function: DNA-binding transcription factor activity, RNA polymerase II-specific; RNA polymerase II cis-regulatory region sequence-specific DNA binding. Lineage: Eukaryota; Metazoa; Chordata; Actinopteri; Syngnathiformes; Syngnathidae. Gene Ontology annotation, biological process: anatomical structure development; regulation of transcription by RNA polymerase II. The record is from RefSeq and is a predicted model, not a curated record.